Molecule: messenger RNA, 1308 nt
Organism: Humulus lupulus (European hop)
Lineage: Eukaryota; Viridiplantae; Streptophyta; Magnoliopsida; Rosales; Cannabaceae
Product: putative disease resistance RPP13-like protein 1
Exons: 2
Coding region: 1-1308 (435 amino acids)
Biological process (GO): defense response to other organism
Molecular function (GO): ADP binding
Source: RefSeq, a predicted model, not a curated record
AUGGCUGAACUUGUGAUCGGUGCUUUUCUCUCUGCUUCUUUUGAUUUUUUGCUGGAAAAGAUAGCUUCUCCUUAUGUUGAGGAGUUCUUCUUCAAGGGAAAUCAAAGUUGUGUUUCUGAGAGGCUUUUCAAGCUGAAGUCAACGUUCAACUGUCUCGCUGCUGUUCGUUUCGAGGUGGAGAACAAGAAAAUCAAAAACCCUGCUGUGGAGAUGUGGCUGGACGAUCUUCUCGACGCUGUGGAUGAUGCUGAGGACUUCUUUGGCGAUGUUGAAUAUGAUGCUCUCAAACCGAAGAAAGCUGCUGAGUCAAGGAAAGCAAGAAGAAAGGCAAGUAAGUUACUCUCUCGUUUCUUCUCCAAACCUUCGAAUUCAAUUGAUCGUAAAAGAAACACCGAUAUGGAAGAGAUUCUUCUGAGAUUGGAGUUGUUGGCAAAUCAAAUUGGAAUCUUGAAUCUAGAAAACAAUGUUGUUGAGGUGAAACCAUCAGAAAUGUUGUUUGUUAAGACUUCACUGCCGGAUGAACCUGAAGUUUAUGGUAGAGAGAAUGACAAGGAUGCUUUAAUGAAGUUAUUAAUGUCAGAUGAUGUAUGCGGUGAUCAAAAGAUAUGUGAUGUCAUUCCCAUAGUGGGAAUGGGUGGGAUUGGAAAAACUACCCUUGCUCAAACCCUUUUCAAUGAUGAAGAAGUGAUGAAGAUGUUUGAACUGAAGGUCUGGGUGUACGUUUCUGAUAAAUUUGACGCCAUGGCUGUGACAAAAACCAUUCUUCGACAAGUAGCUCCGGAUGAUGCUCGUAAUGACAUGGAUUUGAAUUCGCUUCAAGUCAACUUGGCAAAGAAGUUAAUGGGAAAAAAGUUUUUGAUUGUUCUAGACGAUGCUUGGGCGGAUGAUUAUGUUCAGUGGAAGGAAGUGAUGAAGCCUUUCAAGGAUGGAGCCAAAGGCAGCAAAAUAGUAGUAACAACAAGAAACAAGACAGUUGCCGAUAGCAUUGGAACUGUCGAUCCAUACUAUCUCAAAGAAUUAUCAAAAGAUGAGUGUUGGAAACUAUUUGCAAAACAUGCUUCUCGGGGAAAUCUUAAUAUGUUUAAUGAGAAUCCAAGAUUGGAAAGUAUUGGCAGAGAAGUUGCUAAGAAAUGUAAUGGCUUGCCUUUAGCUGCUAAAGUUCUAGGAGGGCUCUUGAGAUCAACGUUGGAUGCUGAGAAGUGGGAACAAAUAGCAAAGAGUAAUAUUUGGGAGCUGACAGAUAAAAGGAGCAAGAUUCUUCCUGCAGCUUUAGAAGUUAUUUAUUUAAAAGACAGGAGUUGGUCUUAA